This is a messenger RNA of Vespa crabro (European hornet), 4139 nucleotides long. It is a transcript of the gene Nab2, whose product is annotated as zinc finger CCCH domain-containing protein 14. Gene Ontology annotation, biological process: regulation of mRNA stability. Bases 262 to 2958 code for a protein of 898 amino acids. The record is from RefSeq and is a predicted model, not a curated record. Lineage: Eukaryota; Metazoa; Arthropoda; Insecta; Hymenoptera; Vespidae. Gene Ontology annotation, cellular component: nucleus; cytoplasm. The transcript has 8 exons. Gene Ontology annotation, molecular function: metal ion binding; poly(A) binding.
AGUACGGUAGAUUAUUGUAAACGGUAACCUAAGUUUCAUAAAUCUAAAACAUUAAUUUAUCCUAAUUGCUUGUAUUUAAAAAGGGUGGUUAUAGUUUUGGCACUUUCAUCGAUGAAUAUUUUCUUUCAUAAAUCAUAUGAUAUAAUAAUCGUUAUUGCAGAAUGAAUUGUGACGCAUGUUAUAGUGAUUUUAAUGUUGUAAUAAAAGUUCCCUGUUCGAUGCAGCGAUAUCUACUUUAUGAUAUCGAUUUAAUCAAACACGAUGGAUAUACGGGGAAUCGAAGUAACGAAUCAACUUAGAAGUGCUAUACGUGCAAAGUUAUUAGAGUUAGGAGUACGUUAUGACGAGGAAUUACCAGAUUAUAUUUUAGUAAUGGUAGUGAAUAAAAAGUCUCGUCAACAAAUGCACGAGGAUUUAUAUUUAUUCUUAGAAGACAGUACAACACCGUUUGUAGAUUGGCUACACGAUCAGGUUUUAAAGAAGCUUCAAAAAGUAACAGUCGCUAAGAAGAAGUCAUCGAGAGAAUUUGUGCCGACUGUUAUAGUUAAACAAGAGGAAGAAAGGAAGAAAAGGAAAACGUCUACGACAUCGUUCUUGGAAGAUCAAACGAGCGAACAGAGCGCAGAGAAGAGUCCUGUUAAAAAUAUAAAAGAUGAUAAAUCUUUGAAUAAGCAAGUAAUUGGUGGAAAGUCAAUUCCAACGAAUCAGGCUAAUUAUGUAAAUCAGGUUAAGAGCACUGAUAAAUGUUCUAAAACGACUCAUAAUGAGAAUAAAUCCAGUAACGUUCCCACGCCUACAAAUCAUCAUCAUCAGAUACAAGAAAGUAAUAAUACUAACAAGGAUAAUAAUACCGCGGAAGUUUCUAUUAAAUCUGGCGACAUUAAUAGAAAUUCAAAGACGAAUAAUAGCUCAGGAAGAAGUUUAAAGAGACCUUUAGAAUCUGGAAAUGAACAUUACGAAUCUUCGGAGAAAAAGGAUAACGAUGGGAAAUUAUCGAAAUCGUUAGAAGGAAAUGACAAUUCACCGGAGGACAACGUUAAGAAAUUGAAAUCUUUUGUGGUCUCGGUUAAGAAUCGUCUUGGCGUAGCAUCACCAAGAAAGAAAUUCGAAAUUUACAGAGAAAGGGCGGAUAACGAAGCGCGACACAAACAAUUGGACAAACGAUUUGAUAGGAAACGAUUUAAUAAUAGCCAUAACACGAAUUUUCAACGUAAUAGAAACUUUGAAAUAGAGGAACGUAAUAAGAGAAAUAGGGAGAUAGAGAUGAGACAACAAGAAGCGGAGAGAGUAAAUGAUAUAAAGAGUCGAUUGGGUACUAUUAGAAAUGAUCGAUCAAGCAAAAUGAUCGAUUUGAAGGAUAAAGGUAAUACUAAUAUGAAAUCAAAGAUACCUGAAAAAUCAACAGGUAGUGUGAAAGAUCGCCUUGGAAUUAGCAAUGCUCAUAGACCACAAAAAGCAACGACAUUAGAGACGGUAGAAUAUAAGAUUAACAAGUGCUUAGAACAAGAUCGUAAUACUUUGAUCGGCAACAAGAAUAUUAAAACUAGAUUAGGACCAUUGAAAAAUAAUUUCAAACCAGUAAAUUCUAAAAAUUAUUUGAAUCCGCUUACUCAAUCUUCCCAUGGCAGUGAAGACGACGAGGAUCAUUCUCAAGUACCUAUAGAAGCAGAAUUAAAUGACGAAGUGGACGAAGUUAAUGCUGCUCCUCUUAAAUCUCAUAUAAUAGCUGUAAAGAAAUCUACACCGCCAAAGACUGAUAAAAAAAGAAUUAAAGCCAUAGAGAAAGUUAAUAAAAAGGUAUCGAAUAAUAUGGACGAUGAAGAAAUCGAAGACGCUAAGCUUCCAAGUAAAGUUAUUGUGACUCCAAGACCAUUGAAGCCUUUGCAGCCACUACAGAAACGUGCGACACAAUCAUUGUUGCUUAGAGCAGUUGCAGAAGCCAAUCAGUCGGUCGUCAAACAGAAGAAUCCAGAGCCAUGUUUAUUGGAGAAGAAACCAGUUUUGAAGCGUCUUAGGCCAGCUCCGUCGAGGGAAUUAAGCCAAAGUUUGUCUGUACGUUUUAAUGCUAAUAAGAGGCUAGUCAUGGAGAAAAUUCAAGUUGAAUUAAAUACAACGGAUCAAGCGGAAUCGGAAACCAAACCUUAUAUACCGCACGUCACCGAUGAGCACAUGGGAGUGGUCAUGUCUUUAUUCCAAAGAAGCGAUAACAACCAAAAGUUUUUAGUUACUUUAAAUGGAUAUAAUAAUAAUCUUGCAAAAGAGAAAGCUAUUUCUGACGAUGAAGAACGCUUAGAAAUGGAGGUAAACGAGGACGAUGAAAUGGCACUUUUAACAGUGCAGAACGAAACACUUGGACAAAGUGAUUCGGAAUCAAAUGUUCUUCGAAUAACCGAGGUGGACGAUGAUGGUGACUCGAUUAUGAAAGACAUAAAUGAAGAGAACAAUGAAAAUUGUAAUACAGAAAAUGUUGAUACCGUUGAGAGUAUACCAACAAAAAGAAGAAAAUUAAGUCCGAUAAUAUAUAACAGAUCUCAUUCACCGAGUUCAAUUGAAGUAAAGUCUACAACGGUAUAUGGUAGCGUAACAACGACCAAACACAAGAGAUCAAACGUAGAGAGUGGUGUAUCUACGGUGAUCGAUAAGUCGAAAGAGAAAUGUCGAUAUUGGCCUAAUUGCACACUUGGAAACAAGUGUGCAUUCAUGCAUCCUGCCGUUAUGUGCAGUGCAUUCCCGGCGUGCAAGUUUGGAGAUAAGUGCGCGUACAAGCAUCCAAAGUGCAAGUUUGGAUUAUCCUGUACAAAAUUAGGAUGCGUAUUUUCGCAUCCCAUUCAACAAUGCAAAUAUCAUCCAUUCUGUAACAAACCUGCUUGUCCGUAUUCACAUCCGGUAGCGCAUACAGCAUUAACGCCAGAAGCUAAUACACAGAGAGCAAAGUUUACAUGGCGAAGAAGCGACUGAAGGAACACUUGCUAGAUCUUUAUAAUAGAUCUUUUAAAAGGAUUUAAUUGUACAUAUUUCAGUUCGUUCAGUAUGAUUGAAUAAGUGAACUUUGUACAGAGAAUGAGAUAAGGGAGAAAAUAAGAGAGACAGAGAGAGAAAGAAAAUAUCAGAGAAAAUAGUUAUGUUGUAAACUAAAGAAACAAAAUAUCUAAGCUGAAAAUUAAUGUUCAAGUCUUUCACGAUUAAUCUACAUUAUUAUACGUAUAUUAUAUAUAUAUAUAUAUAUAUAUAUAUUAUAUAUAUAUAUAUAGAACACAGUAUGCUAAGAAGCAAAAUUUGCAUUUGUUAAAUACACAUCGUUUUUCGAAACGCCGAUGAAAAUAUUAGGCAAUAUUGAAUUUAUUUAAUUAUUAACGAUUAAAAUAAUAUUGUCGAAGACACGUUAUCACUAUGAUACAAGAGAUAUAAUACAUAAGAAAAAAGAAAAAAGAAAAUGAAUUACCGUACAGACAUACACACAGUUGUGAAAUUUAAAUUAAUACAUAUAUAUAUAUCUACGUCGAAUUAAUUAAUCGCAGAAUUAAUCGACAGUCUCUACACCCAAUAUGACGUGUUAAAUAAAAAAAUAAUUUUCAUCGCGCACGAACGAUAUGUAAUAAUAAUAAUAAUAAUAAUAAUAAUAAUUAUAAUAAUUAUAAUAAUUAUAAUAAUAAUAAUAAUAAUAAGAAAUAUGUGAGCGAAUAAUAUUAUAACUAUAUAAAUAUUUCUUUUUUUUUUUUUUUUUUUUUCAUCGCUAAUAUAUAGUGUCAUACUUAUUACUAUUUAAAAGUUAUAUUAUUUUUUUUUCUUCUUCUUCUUCGAAUAAUAGUUUCUUAGAGUUCUAAAGUUUUUCAAAAGUCUUUGAACGUUUGAAUUACACUAAUCUUAUUAAUGAUCGUUAUUAGUUUAUAUUGCAUUGAAUAGUGAGAUGUAGGAAAUAUAGAGAGUAUAGAGAUUGAAACAAUUUACUUCUAUGUAUUUGUAUCACAUCCUAAUUAUUAUCGUGUAUAUGUGUAUAUAUAUAUAUAUAUACAUAUAUAUGCAUAGAAUUGAAAUAACUGGCACUUCAUUCCUCAGCGGACCAGAGAACAAUUGUCUUGAAAAAAAUAUGUAAAGUAUUAAAAAAUAAAUCGUACAUAUGCAAAUAAGAGAUAUAAAAA